Molecule: messenger RNA, 1002 nt
Organism: Jatropha curcas
Lineage: Eukaryota; Viridiplantae; Streptophyta; Magnoliopsida; Malpighiales; Euphorbiaceae
Source: RefSeq, a predicted model, not a curated record
CCUUGGAUUGGUUGGAUAUCACAUACACCAAAAUACACCCACCAAGCCAUAAAAAAAAUCUCACAAGAGAGUCCAGAAAAACCAAUGGAAGAGAAGGAGAAGAAGAAGAAGAAGCAAAAACAAAAACACCCAAAUGACCAAACAACGAAACCCACAUCAGAUUUUUCUUUCAAGCCAAGCUCAGAAGUGAAAGGUCUUCGUUUUGGUGGGCAAUUUAUAGUAAAAUCUUUCACUAUCCGGCGAGCAAGACCACUUGAACUUCUAAAAGUUCUUUCUUAUCCACCAACAAAUAAAAAUAGUAACAGCAAAAUCCCUUUUCCUUCAACGACAGCUUUCUUGCCUACAAAUUUCACUAUUUUGGCCCAUCAAGCUUGGCAUACACUUACUCUUGGUCUUGGUACCAAGAAAUCCAAGAUUUUAGUUUUUGUUUUUGAAUCUGAGUCUUUGAAAUUGGCUAUUGAUAGAAUUUGGCCGCCAGAAAUUCCUCUUGGAGAAGUGAACAAGAAACUCAUUAGAGGCUUAAAUGGGUAUGAGAUGGCAAGAUUUAAAUUUAGAAAAGGUUGCAUCACUUUUUAUGUUUAUGCAGUAAGAAGAAUAGGAAAUAUGGGUUUUUCUUGUGCAGAUGAUUUAAGAACAAUCUUGCAAUCUGUUGUUUCUCUUAAUGAUUUCUUGGAUCACACUGCCAUGCUUGCUAUGCCUCAUCAAAGAAGCAUCAACUAUCAAGCUGCUCCUGUUGCUGCUAUGGCUCACUAGCUAAUCAUUUUUUUUUUUUAAUCUUUCUUUUAAUUAACACCAUCUUUCUCUUAGGAUUUUUAAUUUCUUUUGGUUUGAUUUUACUUUUUCUUGUUAAAUAUAUAUAUUUUUUCUACUGAUGGAUUGGUGGGGGUAUUGGUUUAUUUGUUUGAGAUCUUGUGCAUCUAUGGUUCAUUUUCUUUUCUAAUUUAAAAAGAAAAUUGUAUUUUAAUAUGAAUAAUAUUUGGAAUUUAUUAAUUUCAGAGAUAA